Messenger RNA from Colias croceus (clouded yellow), 1337 nucleotides. Its product is annotated as tektin-1. NCBI's taxonomy places the organism in Eukaryota, Metazoa, Arthropoda, Insecta, Lepidoptera, Pieridae. The record is from RefSeq and is a predicted model, not a curated record. Gene Ontology annotation, cellular component: nucleus; microtubule cytoskeleton. The transcript has a single exon. Gene Ontology annotation, biological process: cilium movement involved in cell motility; cilium assembly. Bases 38 to 1324 code for a protein of 428 amino acids.
UGAAAUCAUAAUUUUAUAAGUUCUAAAAUCAAUAAAAAUGGGAGAAGAACAGUUUGGUGUUCGUCAUGUUAUAGGAGCACCUAUAGCGACUACAAGAUUAUCUGAACAGGCCAUAGUAUGUAUGCCGCCAAGGUCUGCAAAGUUCACGUUAGCAGAAUGGAAGCUGAGCAACGACAUGCGCUGCAGAAAUACCGAAGACCAGCAGCAGCUAGCAGAUCGCGUGAUCAGAGAAUCAGAAAGAAUAAGAGAAGAAACUGCCGAACGAGCUGACAUCAUGAAGGCAACAUCAGAUCGACGUAUUGAAGAACGCAUCGGUGAUAUUGAAUUCAAUAAGAAUGAGCUGCAAAUUCAAAGGAAAGAAAUAUGCCUUGAAUUAGAAGCAUUGAGCGUUUAUAAAACUCGUCUGCAAGAUUGUCUCGCUUCUCUACAGUCUAAUGCUCUUACUAUAUGCCGUAAGUGUUUGAUGCUGAGAGACGGCCGCAUUGGUAUCGAUUUAGUCGUCGAUGAGGUAGAACAUGCUCUUCAGCAAGAGAUUACUACAAUUCUCGGUGGACAGAGUCUGCUGAAGCGAGCUUUGGAACAAUUAAAUGAACAAAUGAGACGCCUUCGAUCUACUAGAUAUCUUCUUGAUCGAGACCUACAGUAUAAACAAGCCGCGAUAGAUUUAGAUCAAGGUUCGCUGUCUCUCAAGCCAACUAAUCUGUGCCUAUCUAUUUACGAAGGCUACGCCAAUCUCGAUCCAGCGAAUAUAUCAGCUGAUGAAUACAACGCGUAUUCCGCAAAAAACAUUCAGUUAGCUGCCAGAGAAGUGACCAGCGCUCGUCCGAUUCGAGUCUUCAUUGAUACUCUGUUAAAACAAGUUAUUGAUGAUCUUUGGGGAGCGUAUAACAAGUGUAACCACGAAUUCAAUGAGCGUAUAGAAGAUACGAAACGUGCGAAGGCAAAACUCGAAGAUAUGCACAGAGAGACGACUCAGAAGAUUUCUGAUAUGCAGAACAAUAUAUUGCAGUUGCAAAAAGCUCUAGCUGACAAAGAAGGGAAUACUGCAUUAGCUCAUACAAGACUGGGAAGAAGAGCACAGAGGGUUGGUGCUGAAUUAGUACGUGAUCCUCCUGGACAAUCCCUGUACUAUGAAUGUGAAAUGUUACGUCACAGCACAGAGCAACUGCAGCAGAUGCUUCAUGAAGCCAAUGCUUCUCUACGUUACCUCCUACAAACACAAAUCCAGCUCGAAGAAGACAUAAAUGUCAAAAUGAAUACGUUGAAAAUUGAUGAAGUGGAUUGUAUGACGCUACGCACUACGAUGGAUUAUCAUGCUUAUUAAUUUUGAUAUUGGG